UAUAUAAAGCAAGACAGAGUCGUGGGUUUAGUGUAUAUAUAUCAAACUAGCUACCUCCUCCUUUCUCAACAACUUCACAGUUCACACACCUUGGUCUAAUUCUAAACAGAUCGAGAUCGCAUCCAUACUACUAAGCCCUUCAUCCUUCUCCUACUAAUUUGUUUGUGGUGCGCGAUUAAAUCUGGUCGUACUGUACGUUGGAGCUAACUAGCAAUGGAGAACAUGUUGGGUCUGUUGAGAAUUCAUAUCCAAAGAGGAGUGAACCUUGCCGUCAGAGACAUGAGAAGCAGCGACCCUUAUCUCAUUGUCAGAAUGGGCAAGCAGAAGCUAAAGACUCGUGUAGUGAAGAAGAGCGUGAAUCCUGAGUGGAAUGAACAACUGACUCUUUCAAUUGCUGAUCCAAAUCUUCCAAUCCUGGUCUCUGUGUAUGACAAGGAUACAUUUAGUUUUGAUGACAAAAUGGGGGAUGCAGAGUUUGAGAUUGGUCCAUUCAUUAAAGCCUUGAAGAUGGGUUUCCAAGGCCUUGAAGAUGGAGCCAUAAUUUCUAAAGUGCAGGUGAACAAGCAAAACUGUCUAGCUGAAGAGAGCUCCAUUAUUUACUCCGAAGGCAAACUUGUACAGAACAUGGUUCUCAGACUCAGAAAUGUCGAGUGCGGGGAAGUGGAACUCCAAUUGCAGUGGAUUGAUGUACCUAGUUCUAGGGGUCUAUAGUUACUGAUCUCACUGUGUCUGAUUUUCCGUUCGUAAUGUCCAGAGGAGUUACAGAUGCUAUCCUUCCAUGUAUUGUCAUCAACAUAUGGGAUGUGAGAAUCUAAUAAACUACAAAUUGUAUGCGAUACCUUUUCUAAUUCUAUGUAUGUGCACAGUAAAAAAGAAAUAAAUAUCGCUUCCUCUA
Rosa rugosa (rugosa rose) is the source of this 895-nucleotide messenger RNA. RefSeq names its product protein C2-DOMAIN ABA-RELATED 1-like. NCBI's taxonomy places the organism in Eukaryota, Viridiplantae, Streptophyta, Magnoliopsida, Rosales, Rosaceae. The transcript is spliced from 2 exons. The record is from RefSeq and is a predicted model, not a curated record. Bases 214 to 711 code for a protein of 165 amino acids.